AUGGCAGCCCGGAUUCAAAAGGUGCUGGAGGGGUGGGAGCCUGUCAUCGACCGUGAGGUGAUGGAGCUUGCGAUGGCGCACACAGGCAGCUCGGCGAAGAUGCUUGCGCUGCUGGACAAGGCUGUAAGCGGCGAACCCAUCAAGGUCCAGCUGCUUGGCUCGUCUGUAGUAGGCAGCUUUGCGGGACGGACGGCGCUGAGCGAGACCGACCUGGCGGCGUACGGGGCUGCGGUAUCGGGAUGGGAUGCUACAGGGUCGGCGAAAGAUGGAUACUUCAAGCAAGCGUUUGAAGCGACCUUUGGUGUCGCCUUUCCGCAUGAUGGUCACCGGAUCAUCAACUCGGGGACCGGAAGUGCGACUGUGGAAGUGUAUGCGGGAUGCUCGUCGACGGUGCUACGAGGAAUGGACAUGUACGUGCUCGAACCGACGAUCAUCAACAUCUACAAAUACGAGAAGAGCUUCGAGACCGUGCUGCGGCUGUUCGCGACUCGGUCGCCCGACGCGCAUGUGGUGAUGUGGCACAUGUUUCGUUGGUGCUCGAUCGGCGUCAACUCGAUCGAAGGCAUCUCCAACUUUUGCUCGGACAAGCCGUUCAACUAUGACAACAUGCUCCCACUGUACACGGCCGAGACUGUGCGGACGCCGAAGCGGACAUACGUGCCGAACGAUCGGUUUGCAGACAUUGCCGAGUACUACGGAGCGUCUGUGAUUUCGGUCCGCAACGGAUUCUUCCACGCUGUGGCGCAGCAGGCCGAUGGCUUUGGGUGGGAUGACAUGCUCGAGCCGAACGACAUCGGGGUCCAUCCCAACGCGGAGCGAGGAACGGCGAUGCUCCGCGACCUGUGGAUCUUUUACUUACGCACAUGUCGUGUCGGCAUGGUCUGCACCCCGCUAACGCUCACUGACAACGAGAUGCGCGGCAAGAUCUCCACAUGCUAUCACUGGGACAUCGCCCAGGUGGGCGGCAAUCCCUAUGUGCAGGCGCCGCGCAUGGUCGACAAUUCGGGCUUUGAGUUUGUGGACGAGACGGCAAAACACAAGCUCGGACUGGCGGGAAUGGAACCCGGUGACAAUGUGGUGUUUGAGGUCGACGCCGGCGACUUUGCCGACGACGAAUGGAGGGAGGGCCAGCUGACGCUCAUGUACCUGACGUCACACCAACACAUGGGCCGCGGCCGCAUCGAGUGCUUGGGUGGUUGCGGGUGUGAGACGACCGAGAUCGAAGGCCACAUCGAGACGAAGCACUCGGUCAUCGAGUCGGAGGUCAUCCCGCUGGUACUCAAGGCCGACGAGCUGGGGCGGGCGCACAAGUGCCAGGUCCAAGUCACUGUCCUGGACAAAACCAAGUCGGAAGGCCACAAGGUCAAGCUGGUACGAGUUGUCUUUGAUGUCUUUCUUCCUCGCGACGCAGCCAGAGAUGGAGCAACCGCCUGA
Molecule: messenger RNA, 1434 nt
Organism: Thecamonas trahens ATCC 50062
Lineage: Eukaryota; Apusomonadida; Apusomonadidae
Exons: 2
Coding region: 1-1434 (477 amino acids)
Source: RefSeq, a predicted model, not a curated record